Panicum hallii is the source of this 1260-nucleotide messenger RNA. RefSeq lists its product as uncharacterized. The transcript has 7 exons. Lineage: Eukaryota; Viridiplantae; Streptophyta; Magnoliopsida; Poales; Poaceae. The coding region runs from base 99 to 983 and encodes 294 amino acids. The record is from RefSeq and is a predicted model, not a curated record.
AAAAUGUUUGGAAUGGCAGGAUAUACAUGAGCUGCGCCCUGAAAACGCAUCUGCAGUUGUGACUUGCAACAGAGAAACUCCCCGGUGCACGGGCGGCCAUGACGGUCGACGCCGCGCUCCUCGCCGCCGUCGUGGCCUUCCUCCUCCCGCUCCGCCUCAUCUCCCUCGCCCUCCGCCUGACCUCCAAGGGCCGCGGCGCCAGCGGCCGACACCUCCGCCGGUCCUGCGCCGCCUUAGCCGUCGCGGGCGCGCUCCUCGCCGUCAUCUUCGCACUCCCGCGCGACCGGGCCGGCCAGUGCGCCGUCCCCGUCACCGCCGUAGUAGAUGGCGAGGGGCUGCGAUCGGAGGUUGAGCAGCUCAAGCUCCAGCUCGCCCGGCUUGAAUCUCUGUGGGAUAACAAUUUGAAAGCCUUUGAUGAGAAGGGUGAUUCUUUGGAGAAGGUGGUAGAUAAGAAAGGUGAUCCUUUAGAGGAGGAUGGCCGUAUUAUGAGAGCAAUGGGGCUUGACAUCCAGUCUCUGAUCAAUGAGCAAGAAAACAUGAAGAAGCAGGAAUUGUUGUGCAGCUCAUAUUUUGGUGACAAUAUCAAGGCAAUGGAAGAUGAGGUUCGUCUCAUAAAGGAUGAAUCAAGAAAGAUGAGCUCUGAUAUAAGCAGUGUAUGGUCAUUAGCAAAAGAUGCAACGGAAAAGGUUGAAGCUCUACAUUCUGAUAUCAAGAAGAGUCAAGUUAUAACUGACGAAUGGGGGAGAAUGAACUCUAGUAUCAACAGAUUAUGGUCAUUCGUAAGGAAUACAGAGAAAAAGGUUGAAGGGCUAUGUUCAGAUAUAAAAAAGGUUCAACUUAUAACUGGUGAGUGGGGGAGGACGAAAUUCAACAGAAUGUGGUCAUUUGCAAAGGAUACAGAGAAAAAGUUUGAAGAUCUAUAUUCAGAUAUAAAAAAGGGCUUCAAGCAGAAGAAGAAGUGCGUGCCGUUCAUGCGAACCUGAUGACUGAUGUUCGCCACUGCCUAUGAUGCCCCGCUUGGUACUCUAUCGCAGAAGGCGCUACGCCACUCAAUUGCGUUCUUUUCUACGCACCUUUUGUACAUAAUCUAGGUCACCUUGAUAGUACAAGGUGGUUGUCCUUGCGGACGCACGUCAUGCCUUGCUUUCCGCCUCCAUGCCGUCGUGAGGGGCGGCAAUGUAUAUACUAUAGCAUAGAGCCAUAGUACUGUGAUAAUACAGUAACAAUAAGAUUCGAGUGGCUUCCAGAGUUCCAUUUCCA